Ipomoea nil (Japanese morning glory) is the source of this 1183-nucleotide messenger RNA. RefSeq lists its product as uncharacterized. Lineage: Eukaryota; Viridiplantae; Streptophyta; Magnoliopsida; Solanales; Convolvulaceae. Gene Ontology annotation, biological process: regulation of autophagy. The coding region runs from base 378 to 1163 and encodes 261 amino acids. The transcript is spliced from 8 exons. The record is from RefSeq and is a predicted model, not a curated record. Gene Ontology annotation, cellular component: Mon1-Ccz1 complex; late endosome membrane; lysosomal membrane.
UCCGCAGUCACCGUCGCUGAGCCUGGGCGGAAGUCGACAACACAGAAGCCCUCCGCGGUCAACUGCGCCGCCGUCUCCCCUUAGCGUCUCUCUCAACCUGCACCUCUUCCCUCCUCUACCGCCAUCUCCUCCUCCCUACUCUUCCACCGUUGGAUUCCCCAUCACAAUCCUACGGUUGAGGCAAGUUGUUGAAACGUUGAAGGAUAGGCAAAGAAAACAAGAAGAAAAAAUUUGGACUCUUGAGAAGGAACUGUGGACUGGAAUUAUUCUCGUAUAAUUUUGAAUCAAAGUCACUUACUUUGGUGGAGACAAAGAAACAGACCGUGAGUUGGUAUGUCUACACACAUGAGAGUAGAUUAGUGCUUCUUGCUUCAGGAAUGCAAUGCAAGACUUUUAAGGGAUAUCAGUUUUCUUCCAUGGGAAUAAUCCGCUUGCCAAGAUUUGAGAUGGCGAUGGCAAAAUCUGAGGCAAAUAAUGUGCCCAUCCUUGCUGCUGAAGAUGUGCGUGUUAUCACUGUUUAUGGUAGGAUUUACUGCCUGCAAGUGGAUAGAGUAGCAAUGCUGCUCCACUCAUACAGGUUUUAUCGGGAUGCUGUGAUACCACAGGGUUCUUUCCCCAUUUAUUCCAACAGAAUCGCUGUGAAUGUGGUUGACAAUGUUUUGCUUGUUCAUCAAAUGGAUGCAAAAGUAGUCAUCAUAUAUGAUUUAUUUGUGGAUUCUCAUGCACCAGUUUCUUCACCUCUUCCUCUAUUGAUGAGAGGUUUGUCAAAAAGUAAUGAUGCAACCUCUCAGUCCAUGUGCCAAAAGAGUGAAGAGUCAGAGGAAAAAGAGUUGAGCAAUGCUGAAACAAUCAUGUAUGGAGAUGACUGGACUUUUCUUGUUCUUGAUUUUAUAUGUGAUACUGGUAAUGGGUUGUCAUGGAAAGUCUACUUAGAUCUAGAGGCCAUUCCUGCCAGCAGCUCUGAAGUGCAACUAGUCCUUGAAUUUUUACAGAGAAGGAAAUUGGAAGCAAAUAAGGCUAAACAGCUGUGUCUAUCAAUUGCACGCACCAUUAUUCUUGAACGACGACCUGUGCCAGUGGUUGCUAAAGCAAUAGAUGUUUUAGUUACCUCUUACAUGUCGUCACUAAAAACUGGUAAUUAUCACAAGGGAACUAAAGCAUAGAAAGCUUCAACUUCUGGUGG